This is a messenger RNA of Durio zibethinus, 3383 nucleotides long. Its product is annotated as phospholipase D alpha 1-like. Gene Ontology annotation, biological process: phosphatidylcholine metabolic process; phospholipid catabolic process. Lineage: Eukaryota; Viridiplantae; Streptophyta; Magnoliopsida; Malvales; Malvaceae. Gene Ontology annotation, molecular function: D-type glycerophospholipase activity; calcium ion binding. The record is from RefSeq and is a predicted model, not a curated record. Gene Ontology annotation, cellular component: plasma membrane.
GAUAAAACCAUGUAUGCAGUCUAAUUUCCAGGAAAGAAGCUCUCAAGUUAAAUCUUUUAGGAAUAGGUGUCGUAGUUUACCGUAUGAUGUCGAUUACUUGAUUCCUGUUGCAUCAUAAAUGCACCUAUUUUUAAUCCUGAAACUUGUAUCCAAUUCCUUGCCUUUGAUUUCAUUCUAGAACCAUUGAAGCAAAGGAUGACUUAACCAGGUUUGAUUCCAAUUCAAGCAAAGGAUGACUUAGCCAGGUUUGGUUCUAAUAUGUAUAUUCCUAUAUUUUACAAUCUUUAGUUUACCAAGUUAAGUAGCUGGUCCCAACAUAAAAGCUUCAUUUCACUCUUAUAUAGAAUUCUGGGACCCAUAGCAAAGUUGGCUGCAUUGUACAAAGCAAAGGCAGGAACUUAUUCUAACUCGACAUUCUGUUACGUAUAACCCCUCAGCUUCUCAUGAUUCUUCUUAUCAACAAGAAUUCUUGAGAACCCUCUUUUUGUACUUGUAUAAAUCUGAUUGAUACCAUCUUUUUCUCAGAACUCCAAUCCGUAAACUCUAAGGGAUUCUGCUGUUUUAUCAUCUUGGUUUGUCCUUGUCAAUCUUUUCUUUAUAGUCUUUAAGCAAAUCCUAAGAGUUUGCAGGUCAACAAUGGCGCCCCACUUGCUCCAUGGCACACUUAAUGUGACCAUAUAUGAGAUUGAUAGGCUAAAGUACUAUGGAGGAUUAGGCCUUUGCAGCAAGGCCGCUGGACCAUUGCAGCUAGGGAAAAGAUUCCUAGCCCAACUCAAGAGAGUUGUGCUAUGCCAAUCAAGGAUUAUUGAUUCAAAACUGUAUGCAACAGUUGAUCUAGACAAAGCAAGGGUUGCACGGACCAGAAUGAUAGAAAAAGAAGGCAAAGGGCCUCAAUGGAAUGAGAGUUUCCGCAUUUAUUGUGGACAUUUGAUCUCAAAUAUCAUAUUUACUGUCAAAUUUGAUAAUCCUAUUGGGGCAACACUCAUUGGGAGAGCUUACAUUCCAGUUGAGGAUGUCAUUAAAGGGGCUAUAGUAGACAGAUGGGUUAAUAUCUUGGAUGAAAACCAUGAUCCCAUUCAUGGAGAUUCUAAAAUCCAUGUUCAGCUGCAGUUCUACGAUGUUACCCAGGAUAAUAAUUGGUCUCAAGGGAUUAGAAGUCCUGGAUUUAAGGGAGUUCCUUACUCUUUCUUCAGUCAACGAGAAGGCUGCAAGGUUACACUAUACCAAGAUGCUCAUGUCCAAGAUGAUUUUCCAUUGCUGUCUUUACCUAGAGGCGGGCUUUAUCGACCUCAAAGAUGCUGGGAGGACAUCUUUGAUGCAAUCAACAAUGCAAAACAUCUAAUAUAUAUAACUGGGUGGUCAGUAUACACCGCAAUAACGCUGAUUAGGGACCCCAAAAGGCCAAAGCCGGAAGGUAGCCUGACACUAGGAGAAUUACUCAAGAAGAAGGCUAACGAAGGUGUGACAGUUCUUAUACUUGUCUGGGAUGAUAGAACUUCUGUUGAGGAACUGAAGAAGGACGGUUUGAUGGCAACCCAUGAUCAAGAAACCGCUGAUUACUUCAAUGGUACAAAAGUGCAUUGUGUUCUCUGCCCGCGUAAUCCUGAUGAUGGAAAAAGCGUUAUUCAGGGCUUUGAAAUUGCUUCCAUGUUUACUCACCAUCAAAAAACCGUAGUUGUUGACGGUGAAUUGCCCAGCGAAAGGUCAGGCAAGCGGGCAAUUGUCAGUUUUGUUGGGGGCAUUGAUCUCUGCGAUGGGAGAUAUGAUUCACAAGAUCAUCCAUUGUUCAAGACUUUAGGCACAAUCCAUCAUGACGAUUUCCAUCAGCCAAAUUUUAUAGGCUCUUCGAUCAAGAAAGGUGGUCCAAGGGAGCCCUGGCAUGAUAUCCAUUGCAAGCUAGAAGGUCCAAUUGCAUGGGACGUCUUGUACAAUUUUGAGCAGAGAUGGCAGAAGCAAGUUGGCACCGAUAUCCUGAUUCCACGAAGCAAGCUUGAUGAAAUCACGAUUCAACCAUCACCAGUUACAUCAUCAGCAGACCCUGAAACGUGGAAUGUCCAGUUAUUCAGAUCCAUUGAUGGUGGGGCUGCUGCUGGCUUUCCUGAAGCACCUGACGAUGCGGCCAAAUUUGGUCUCGUCAGUGGAAAAGACGCAACCAUUGAUAGAAGCAUCCAAGAUGCUUAUAUCAAUGCUAUCCGACGGGCGAAGAAUUUUAUUUAUAUUGAAAAUCAGUAUUUCCUUGGAAGCUCAUUUGGCUGGAAAUCACAAGAUAUCAAGGUGGAAGACAUUGGUGCUUUGCAUCUCAUACCCAAGGAGCUGUCGCUGAAGAUUGCGAGUAAAAUUGAAGCUGGGGAAAGGUUCACUGUUUACAUUGUUAUCCCAAUGUGGCCAGAAGGUAUACCUGAGAGUGGAUCUGUUCAAGCAAUUUUAGAUUGGCAAAGGAGAACAAUGGAGAUGAUGUAUUCUGAUGUUACUCAGGUUAUUCAAAGAAAGGGACUGAAUGCAAACCCAAGGGACUAUUUGACAUUUUUCUGCCUUGGGAACAAGGAGACAAAAAAGGUUGGAGAAUAUGUACCUCCAGAGCAACCAGAUCCUAAUUCUGAUUAUGGUAGAGCUCAGCAGGCGCGUCGUUUCAUGAUCUACGUUCACGCGAAGAUGAUGAUAGUGGAUGAUGAAUACAUUAUAAUUGGAUCCGCCAACAUCAACCAGAGAUCAAUGGAUGGUGGUAGAGACUCUGAGAUUGCAAUGGGAGCAUUUCAACCACAUCAUUUAGCAACUGACCGUCUGCGACCCAACGGUCAAAUAUACGGUUUCCGCAUGGCACUGUGGCAGGAGCACCUUGGACAUCUUGAUAGCAGUUUUCAUUAUCCAGAAACGCUACAAUGUAUUCAGGCAGUCAAUUCUAUGGCUGAAGAGUCAUGGAAUAUGUAUUCAAGCGAUGCACUUGAGCAAGAUCUGCCCGGUCACCUGCUGCGCUAUCCAAUUGAAAUCAGCAAUACUGGAGGUGUCACAACCAUGCCAAACAUGGGGUUUUUCCCAGACACAAAGGCUCGCGUCCUUGGCACCAAAUCUGACUACCUUCCUCCUAUUCUAACCACCUAACCGGUGGCGCUGGGCUAUCUGUCCUGAUAUCUAAACUUAUCGCAAAUAAUGAUGAUCAACAACAGUGUACGUAUUGUUUCUGAAAGGCUAUCCCUUUCAAAACCUCUCCAAAUAAAAAUUUAAAACUGUUACUACCCUGUUAUUGAAUCUGAAACUCAUCAUUUGUUGCAUUUCUUACGCCAAGCAUAGAAUCUAGAGUCUGGUCACGAAGCUAACGAUUGUAAGCCACGUAACAGCUCCUGGUCCGGUCCAUGUCCAAAAUGUGGACCUCACAACGGUUCUUG